Messenger RNA from Colletotrichum aenigma, 876 nucleotides. RefSeq lists its product as uncharacterized. The record is from RefSeq and is a predicted model, not a curated record. The transcript has a single exon. Bases 1 to 876 code for a protein of 291 amino acids. Lineage: Eukaryota; Fungi; Ascomycota; Sordariomycetes; Glomerellales; Glomerellaceae.
AUGCACUACGAAUUCGACGGCUACUCCGAGGCCAGCAACUCGCCGGGCCGGGCCGCCGCCCCGCGUGCGCAAGGCGGUGGACAGAACCGGGACCAGCGGCAAGAUCACAACAACAGCGACCGCGGCCGCGAGGAGGACAACCAGUACCCCAACGGCUUCUACCGCGGAACGGGCCGCUUUGCGCGCGAGAACUUUGAGAGCGAGCGGCGCGAGCGUGAACGCGAGCGCGGCCAGCAGCAGCAGCAGCGGACGUUUGGCGCGUCGCCGUAUCGGUCUGCUGCGUUUGAGUACAUGGACACGGGAGGCAGGGGGAGGAGCGAGGAGGAGUGGGGGCGGGUGUUUAUGGAGGCUUUUCGGAGGAGAGCCGGCGCAGAUGGAGGAGGUGGUGGUAGUGGUGGUGGCGGCGGCAGGAUGGGCAUGGACGAGAGGGAGGGGUACGCAGGAGGAGGAGGAGCAGGAGGGUAUGAGCCGCGCGGAUACGGAGCGGAGCGGGAGAUGGGAUUUGAGGAGUUUCUAAGCGGGGUCUUUGGCGGCGGGGGUUUCGGCGGGCGCUUUGGCCCGGAGGCCGGGGGCUACGGUUACGGCUCCGGUGGUGGUGGUGUGGGGGUCAGCUUUGAGGAGAUGUUCGGGCCGCCGCCUGGCUUCGGCGAGGGCUCCUCCCCCGGUGCCGGUGGGGGUUACGGUGGAGGACGAGGUCCGGGGUACAACAGGGGAGCCGAUGAGCAGAACGAGCACGACCGGCGGGGAGGCGCGGGGAUGACGCGGGACGAGUUCGAUAACAUGUUCCGGGCGCGGUUCGAGGGCCCGAGCAUCAACGGGUACGCGUCCGGCCCGCCGCCUGCUGAUUUGUUUGAUCGGUGGUAUACGGAUUGGUAG